Messenger RNA from Seminavis robusta, 726 nucleotides. The record is from the annotation of a GenBank genome assembly. NCBI's taxonomy places the organism in Eukaryota, Bacillariophyta, Bacillariophyceae, Naviculales, Naviculaceae.
AUGAGCGUUUUGGUCACCGCCGCCAGUAUUCUCUCCCUUUUUGCCGGUCAAACAUUGGCCUGGCAAACGACCCAAGCACCGACGACAAGACGAUUUGGCUUGGUUUCGCCUCCACGACAAUCCACAACCCAACUGAAUCUGUUUGAUAAAAUCUUUGAAGAAGAAGGUAUCCUUGGAAAAGGAAUCACGGUCGGAAAAGUGCAAGUGGCCUUGACCAGCCCUACACGAGGUCCCGACUCCAUUUUUGGUAUCUUGGAGCGAGAAGCCAAUGACGACAAGAGUCUUCCGGAGCUGACCAAUGCAAUUUGCUUGGCUCUGAUGCGAAAAUCGGAUGAAUGGGUUGGUGCCGCCGGAGUCAGUGAAUGGUAUGGUCAGGACGAUUCUGGAAAAGCGGAGAGCAAAUUCAACGAUUUUGCCAACCGAGAAGCUGCCAAGUUCGAAAAGGAAUAUGUGCCUGAUGGCACCAGUGCCGAGACAGGUGGAGGCGCCACUCUUGUGGUGGUAAGUUUGGUUGUGGAAAUUGAAGGAGAUUCUACCGUGUUCAACCGUGCAGGCUACAGUAUCACAGAGACAAAGGAAGUUUUGGCUAGCAUUGCCAGUGAUUGCAUGGUUGACGAAGGUGACUGCUUGAAUGCUGUGGAAAUUUUCUGGUGCCCCAGUGAACGAAGUGAGGUGUUGACAAAGAUUGAUGUCAUCACUGAUUUCCCAGAAAUUAUCGACCUGUAA